AGGUGCAUCUUGGCAUUCACGUGAUGAAUUUUCCACCGAUUUGUAUUUAUCCUCCAUUAGUGGCGAAUUGCAUGAGCUUUGCGUGAACUUUAGCGAUUUUUGUAACUCUUUUUUUUAGCGUUAGGUCUAUUCUUAAAGCUACUUCGUGGUCCCAGCGACCUAAACCCGUAGCUAAGGUGGCUCUUCAUCGUCCUCGAAAUUUUCAGACAUUCGAACCAAUAAGAAAUAUUUAAAAAGUCUCGAUUAAAUGUAGAUUGAAAGACUGUAAUCUCUGUUUCGCUAGCAUUCUGGCAACCUAGCUAGCUGCGUGUGUUUGAGAGAGGAUAGUGAUGGGGAACCAAAAGCAGAAGUGGACGUCGGAGGAAGAGAAAGCCCUAAAAGCCGGAGUGGCCAAGCACGGCACCGGAAAGUGGAAGAACAUCCUCAGAGAUCCUGAAUUCGGUCCCUCCCUCACUUCUCGCUCUAACAUCGACCUCAAGGACAAAUGGCGAAAUUUGAAUGGUAAUGUUGCGGCACAGGGCAGUGGAGAAAAAUCUAGGGCUAGUCGUGGUAGAGCAACUACUACUGGUGCUGAGAAUGAUGCCAUUUGUGAUCCAUGUAAAAGCUCACAGGAGAACAGAAAUGUCCCACGGUACAGUGAGAUGAUUUUUGAAGCACUUUCAUCCAUCAAAGAUCCAAAUGGAUCUGAUAUUGGUGCCAUUGCGGGAUUCAUUGAGCAAAGGUAUGAAGUGCCACCCAAUUUUAGAAGGUUAUUGAGUUCAAAGAUGAGAAGACUUGUAUUGCAAGGGAAAGUUGAAAAGGUCCAGAAAUGCAACUAUAUGAUUAAAGAUGUUCCUGUGGGAACAAGGACACCAUCACCAAAGAAAAAAGAAGUCCGACCUCGGCCAACCCAGAGUCUUACAUUAAACAUGUAUAGUAAAAGAUUGCUAGAUGCUGCAAUGUAUGCUGCAUAUAGGAUGUCUGAGGCAGAAAACAAGUCCUUUCUUGCAGCUGAAGCAGUUAAAGAGGCAGAAAGGGUGUCAAAGUUGUCUGAAGUUGCAGAGUCAAUGCUACAGUUUGUGACCGAGAUCUAUGACCAAUGUAUGGAGGGUGAAGUUGUUCUAUUGGCUUAACUACUUUCGUUCGAGGAGGACGUAAACAGUUUGUUUGUUGAUAAUGUGCAUAAAAUUAAUUGACGCAUGGAGGCACUAUUUGAGUCUCCAGUUCCCUGGUUGUAGAUGAACCUCUGCUUGUAACAUGUAUCGUCUAGGACACCAACUAAUUUCCCCUGUACAAAUUGACUACUCUGUAAUUGAAAAUCCAAACUGUUAUGAUUGUUCUUGUUUUCAUAUUCUAUCCUAAAAAUAUUUCUAAUCUCCUCU
Ipomoea nil (Japanese morning glory) is the source of this 1361-nucleotide messenger RNA. Its product is annotated as telomere repeat-binding factor 4-like. The transcript is spliced from 6 exons. Gene Ontology annotation, biological process: nucleosome assembly. The coding region runs from base 330 to 1112 and encodes 260 amino acids. Gene Ontology annotation, molecular function: double-stranded telomeric DNA binding. Lineage: Eukaryota; Viridiplantae; Streptophyta; Magnoliopsida; Solanales; Convolvulaceae. Gene Ontology annotation, cellular component: nucleosome. The record is from RefSeq and is a predicted model, not a curated record.